Molecule: messenger RNA, 5944 nt
Organism: Zootoca vivipara (common lizard)
Lineage: Eukaryota; Metazoa; Chordata; Lepidosauria; Squamata; Lacertidae
Gene: GSK3B
Product: glycogen synthase kinase 3 beta
Biological process (GO): regulation of microtubule cytoskeleton organization; negative regulation of TOR signaling; positive regulation of proteasomal ubiquitin-dependent protein catabolic process
Cellular component (GO): glutamatergic synapse; axon; beta-catenin destruction complex
Molecular function (GO): beta-catenin binding; tau-protein kinase activity; ATP binding
Source: RefSeq, a predicted model, not a curated record
UGGCGAUGUAGUGCCAGGAGGGAGGGCUUUCCGCCGCAGCUCUCGCUGAUUGGAGCCCCGAUUCCUUUCGGGUCUAGACAGCUUCGGCCAUUCGGUUUGGCAUUCACGGAGAACACUUAGCCGGGUUGCGUAAGCGUUAGCAGGCUGCUGCUCCUUCUUCCCCUCCCUCCUCCCCCUUUUUUGGUGUAGUAUGGAAGAAAGCGCAGCGGCGCCUUUCGAGUCCGACGGAACGGGACGCUCGUUUCAGCAUUCUCGAAGGGCACUUAGUAAGGGUGCGUAAGCGCGGCUAUCCCUAGCAGCCCAGAGAGAGAGUACGGAAGCCGCCGCCGGAACAAAUAGCGAAGGAGGAACUGCAACGGCCCCAGAGCGCGCAGCGGACAAAGGAGCUCGGGCGAAAAGGCGGCGCCAAGCGCGACCCAACGCUUCAGCCGGCCGGGCCGGGAGGAGCCGCCGCCGCCGCCGCCAGCAGCAGCAGUAGCAGCAGCAGCGGCGCCAUGGACAGCCCUGCCGCCCUCGUUGUCCGCCAACCGCACUGCAGCGCCCUCCGCCUGAGCCGCCCCUCCGGACGCCACUUGCCCGCCUUGUGGGCGCUAUGAGGAGAAGCGCCAGGCCUGGCUUGUCCCCGCGCUGAGGAGAAAAAGAACGACUGAGGGAAAGGGAGGAAGGAGCCCCUUCGUCGUCAGGCCAUCACCUCACACGCCGCCACCGCCUCUCCUCACACGGCCCCGCCGAAUUUUGCUGGCGCCGGAUCCUUUUCGGAACCAGGCUCCACAUCUCCCGCCUCUUAGGCGCCUCGCAUCUCGUAUUCCUCCGCCAGUCGGAGGGGGGCGAGGAAUAGUCCGCCCUUUUUACCGUGUCUCCCCAGCGCCCCCACCCCGGGGUGGGGGGAGGAAAAGAAGAGGGAGAAAAGGGGGGGGCACCUCUUUUUUCUCUCUGCUGCCGCCGCCGCCGCCUCCUUCUCAUGUGACUGAUUUUCCACUAAGGAAGGACGGGAGGAGCAGCGCCCCGGAAAAAGCCCGGCUCCUCUUCUUCCCUCGCAUCGGGAAAGGGGCCGUCGGUGGGCGGGGGGGCGGCGACUGGAUUGUGCAGGGUUGGGCCGCCGCGGGCCCCGGCGCCGCCGCUGCAGGAAAGGAAGAGGAUGGCGGCCCUCUCAGGAUAAGGCGAAAAAGGGCUUUGGGGGGGAAGAGACAGUCUUUGAGGGGGAGCCCCCCUUUAUUUUUUAAGGGUGGGUUUUUUUUGGUGGAAGGGAGAGCCUGGAUCUGUACGCCCUCCGCCUUUAUCCUUCCCUUUCGGCACCUGAGGAGGAAGAAACGGAGCGAAGAGGAGCGAAGGGGAGUUGAUCCGGCGAGAGCGGGGGGUGGAAAGGCGAGGAACCAUGUCAGGGCGGCCGAGAACCACCUCCUUUGCAGAAAGCUGCAAGCCGGUGCAGCAGCCUUCGGCGUUUGGCAGCAUGAAAGUUAGCCGAGACAAAGAUGGCAGCAAAGUGACCACAGUGGUAGCAACUCCUGGGCAGGGUCCAGACAGGCCUCAAGAAGUUAGUUACACAGACACCAAAGUGAUUGGAAAUGGAUCUUUUGGUGUUGUAUAUCAAGCCAAACUCUGUGAUUCAGGAGAACUGGUUGCUAUUAAGAAAGUUCUGCAAGACAAGAGGUUUAAGAAUCGAGAGCUUCAAAUCAUGAGAAAGCUCGAUCAUUGUAACAUUGUCAGAUUGCGCUAUUUCUUUUACUCCAGUGGAGAGAAGAAAGAUGAGGUAUACCUUAAUUUGGUUCUGGACUAUGUUCCUGAAACAGUAUACAGAGUUGCCAGGCAUUAUAGUCGGGCCAAGCAGACACUCCCGAUGAUAUUUGUGAAGUUAUACAUGUAUCAACUAUUCCGAAGUUUAGCCUAUAUCCAUUCCUUUGGAAUAUGCCAUCGGGAUAUAAAACCACAAAAUCUUUUGCUGGACCCCGACACAGCUGUCCUAAAACUUUGUGAUUUUGGAAGUGCAAAACAGCUAGUUCGUGGAGAGCCUAACGUCUCUUAUAUCUGCUCUCGGUACUAUAGGGCACCAGAGUUGAUCUUUGGAGCUACAGAUUAUACCUCCAGUAUAGAUGUUUGGUCUGCAGGCUGUGUAUUGGCAGAGCUGUUGCUAGGACAACCAAUUUUUCCAGGCGACAGUGGUGUAGAUCAGUUGGUGGAAAUAAUCAAGGUCCUUGGAACUCCUACAAGAGAACAGAUUAGAGAAAUGAAUCCAAACUACACUGAAUUUAAAUUUCCCCAGAUUAAGGCACAUCCAUGGACUAAGGACUCGUCAGGAACAGGACAUUUCACCUCAGGAGUACGGGUCUUCCGGCCCCGCACUCCACCAGAAGCAAUAGCGCUAUGUAGCCGUCUGCUGGAAUAUACCCCCACUGCACGCCUGACUCCGCUGGAAGCGUGUGCACACUCUUUCUUUGAUGAAUUACGGGACCCAAACAUCAAAUUACCGAGUGGGCGAGAGAAACCUGCACUCUUUAACUUCACCACUCAAGAACUGUCAAGUAAUCCAUCUCUGGCUUCGACCCUCAUACCUGCUCAUGCUCGGAAUCAAGCAGCUGCUUCAACCCCGACAAAUGUUCCAGCAGCCUCAGAUGCCAAUGCAGGAGAUCGAGUUCAGACCAAUAAUGUAGCUUCAGCAUCAGCCUCCAACUCCACCUGAACUGGUCACAAGCAGCAACCUGUACAGGAACAAUCGCCAGUAAUUUUGAGUCUUGCUCAGCAACGCUGGUCACAUUUGGAAAGAAAAUUUAAAAAGAGGAAAAAACCCUGUUCAUUAUAGUGUUCGAUUUUUUUUUUAUUAUUGUUGUUCUUAUUUAACCUUGUAAAAUAGAAAUUCAAACCAGUUUCAUUGUGUGCUCACUCUGCGGGCCCUUUGGGGCAGGGGAAUAGGUGGGGUGGGAAGAGGGGAAGUGGAGCAAUAGAACACACCAGUCUCUUCCCAUGACAAUCUUCUAAUUUCAAACAAUUGCUGUUGUGUACUUUAGAAUCAGGAAUCUUAUCUCAUGCCCUCCCACAACAGAAAGGAGAACCCUCAUUCUGCUGAAGCUCCUUUUUUUAAGCCUUGUAUUUUUAAGUGAAGUUUCAACUUUUGGUGUAGUGCACAACUUGAAUUUGGUUGGGAGCUUAGCAGGAGUUGCUCACCAUGAAUAACAUACACAGGAGACCUUAACUAUCUUUGAGUUGGGAUGAGGAGGAAGCAAAAUGUGAGGUCUAAAAUACACUGAAUUGCCAAAGCCGGGGAUGGGGUGGGGUGGGGCAAUUGCUGUAUGGAUAAAGCUUAAGGGCAAAUCUUGAUCUUAAAUUCUGUUCUAGCAUUGGAGAAUUCUGCAGAUAUGUAUGUUACAUAUACACACACAGACUAUCGGCUUGAAUGAAAAAUGCUCAUUCACCUACCUUAAAGAUCCCUGAACAUUACAGGUUCUGUAAAGCACAAAAGAGGCCAUAGUCAGUCACUUGCAUUCUUCAACAGGUGGGAGCAAGUGUACCUAUCCCUCCAGGUGCAGAAAACAGACAGGAAACCAGUGGAGAGGUACUUCUGCACCUUGCCCACCUUCUUUUUUAAACUCUAAACUGGCUUCUUUCUCAAAGAAGCAAACAGGAAAACAAUGCCAGGGGUUGUAACGUGAAUGGACGUAAACUUCCAUUGCAAUUGGAGCUUUCAAAUCAACACAUUAUUUUUAGGUGAUUCUAAAAUCCAAAUCUAGAAUUUGUAUUUAAUUUCACCUCUCUCUUUUUUUUUAAAGCUCCCUUCUUUCUAAUCUUUAUUUAUUGAUCUUCCACAGUUGCUGUUGUGAUGCUUUCACAAUGGUAGUAUAUUAAUAAGUAGACAAAUCAGUUUACUUGCUCUUGCUGACUUAUAGAAAGCUAAGUGUGUGUGUAUAUAUGCACAUAUACAUAUACAUAUAUAUAUAUUAUAAAUAUAUACAUAGAUACAGUGCUGCUUUUUAUUUUUUAAUCUAUAAUUGGUCUGACUGAAGCAGAAAUGCCUGUUUCUAGUGUCUGUGUUCUGGGUUAUUUUGUAGUGGCAAAAAGUCAAGUCUCUCUGUUUUUGAAGUGAAAGCAAUACUUCUUGAAAGGUGUUAGGGAAGUUGCGAGAAGGAAUGCCAUUGCUGCCGUAGUAACCGAGACAGGCUCUUUACGUUCUAGCUUUCUACUUGGAUUGAGAGAUGUGCUCACCUAGCCUUACACUCAUUCAAAUGAAUCUCAGUCAUCUUGGUGCUUGUGUGGGUUUAUUUCAUUGUUGAAUCUUUUGAAACGUGAUUUGCUGAUUUGGCCCUGGGGAAACUCAGCAUUAUGCAAAUGCAGCCACUCGAAGGCAACAGGGCUCAGGGCCUCCUCUUUCCUCUUUGUUCCCAUGUUUAUGAAGCUGGGUAUGAGAGGGAUACAAAGUCUAAUCUGAUUAAAGGUGCUUGUCAAAGGAGGGAGCUGUUUGGCUGUCUUAAAAAAGGAUGAAUAGAAAGUUCAGAUACAUUGUUAUUAAAAUAGCUUCAAGGGGAAUGGGUAUGGAACCCAUAUUUAAAUACCCCAGUUUUCUAUAAAUGAGAAUCCUGGAAGGGGAUCUUGCUGCAGGAAAGGAGCCUAUAGGUGUCUUCCAUGUUGAUUUACGGCCCUCACGAUCAGAGCUCUUGAGACACUUGAACAAGCAGGAGGAUGACAUAGAGAAAACUCGAUUUGCAGUCAUGAGAGCAGGACAGUCCAGGCUCAGAAGAGAGAUGGUGUCUUAGGAUUUGCAUUACUUUCUGUUAGUUUGAUGCUAGCAGGGAAGAAGAAUGAAAAGCGUUAAUAAUUUUUUUAAAAAAUUGUGUGUGUGUGUAUGUGUGUGUGUCAGUAUGUGUAAACUGAGAUCCUGAUGGUUUUAUUUUCUCAAGGAUCAUGGCGGGACUGCAGACAAAAUUUUAUACAAAUCUAGAUCCAGGUGUUUCAAUACCAUUUUUGUAAAUAAACAAGACAAAAGCUCCUCACCAAAUUCAAGUUUGUACAUUAGUUGUUCUUAAAAUUUUGAGUUGUAUUGCUUUGUAUGUAAAUAUGUGGACCCAGGAACUGCUGUUAAUGAGCAAAACGUUACCAUUCAGGGCAGUUAAAUCUGUUUUAAUAAUCAGACAAAAUGUAGACGAGCUUUUUAAAGCCAUAUAGUUCUAACUCUGUACAGUAGAUAACCGGCCUGUAUUAUUGUAACAAUAACUCUAGCGAUGUAUAGUAUAUCUAUAUAGUUUGGAGUGCCUUUGCUUCCAUAAUCUUUUUAUUUUAUUUUAUUCCUUUUUUUGUACCAGAUGUCUCACACAUGGAAAUCUUUGUUUCCCUUCUUUGAGUUAUUUCAUGUCAGUAGUAUAAUUAAAAAGAAAAUUCAUUCGAUUUUUUUUUUACUUCAAACCAUGGCUUUGUUUGUAGGUGUUUAAAAGUUUCUCUCCCUUACCCCACAAUAGCAGUGACCGGUUUCAUUUUAUGUUUGCUAUCUUGGCAUCUAAGUGGCAAGUUUACAUUUUGCUCGUCUUUUCCCAGCACGUUUGUCAAGAGCUACUUGUAGGCAACAGCUUCUAGAAGCUUUAGUUUAGUCUUUGUUUCUGUAGAGGCAAAAUAGGGCUUUGCAAAGAAGCUGUCAUGGAAUGGGGGUGGGGGCAGCAGUGGGGUGGAAGAAUUGGGAUCUCACUCACACAUCCUUUCUGCUUUUUUUGGCCGUAGAUUUAUCUGUGGUAUUGAGAGUCUGUAGUUGUAGAUUAUCACUUGCCCUCCCUCUCACCCUGAAGUUUUAUUUUCUUAUGAAAGUCAUUUUGAAGUUGACCUUAAUUUCUGUGCCCAGCACAAAGGCCUUGCUUUGAAAACUUUGCUCACUUGUGUGUUUGACCUUGUUAGUAUUCCACGUGAGAUUCUCUUUGAUGGCAAAAUGCUGAACUUUUUAUCAAACCAAAGGUUGCUGUUUUGUUUUUGG